AUCAACACUUGAACAAUGGAAGGAAAGGAAAAGACAAUGCAGGAGGUGAAUGUGCGAGUUGCAGUCCGGGUGCGGCCAAUGUUGCCAAAAGAGAAAGUUGGCGGUGAUGACAUGUGUUUGAAGAUAAUACCAACAACUAAACAGUUGAUCCUUGGGAAAGAUCGUGGAUUCACUUUUGAUGAAGUGCUAUCACCAAAAAGUACUCAGGAGGAAGUAUACAAGCUGUGUGUAGAGAAUCUUGUCAAGUCUAUAUUUGAAGGCUACAAUGCUACAGUGUUUGCAUAUGGCCAAACAGGAUCUGGAAAGACCUACACAAUUGGUGGAGGUAACAUCUCACCUGUAACUGAAGAUGAAGAUGGUAUUAUACCACGGGCAGUAAGACAGAUGUUUGAUACCCUGAGUAUUGAUAAGAGCGUGACAUACACAGUGAAAGUAUCUUAUAUAGAGAUUUAUAAAGAAGAACUGAGAGAUCUGCUAGAACUAAAUAGUGAUAAUAAACCAGAUCUUCAUGUGAGAGAGGAUGACAAGGGCAAUACUGUUAUCAUCGGUGCACGUGAAGUUGAAUGUGAGAGCCUGGAUGAGGUGAUGUCAUUAUUAGAAACUGGGUCAGCUGCGCGGCACACUGGAGCCACGAACAUGAAUGAGCAUUCCAGUAGAUCUCAUUCUAUCUUUACUAUAACAAUAGGUCAAACAUGGACAGAGAAUGAUGUGUUAGCCAGUAAAAGGAAACCUGAAGAUGAUUGUGAUGAUGUUGAAAAUGACAUGCUGUAUAGUGCAGACAUAGAUAAGGAAAUGAACCACAACAUGUUUGGAAAGUUUCAUUUUGUGGAUCUAGCAGGGUCAGAAAGGGCACACAAAACUGGUAAUGUUGGGGACAGAUUUAAAGAAUCUGUACAUAUAAACUCAGGUUUGUUGGCACUAGGUAAUGUUAUAAGUGCUUUAGGAGACCCAAAGAAGAAAUCAACACAUAUCCCUUACAGAGAAUCCAAAAUUACCAGAUUGCUCAAGGCAAGAAACAUCAAGAAUCUUCCAAUAGUGAAUAGAGAUAUCCAGUCUAUAAGGUUUGAAGAAAUGCAGACAGAAAUCAAGGCAUUAAGGGAGGAGCUUGCUCGUCAGAGAACCACAGUAACGAGGGGUAAUACAGUCUGGGAGAAUGAUCCUGACCUAGCAGCAAAAUAUGUUGGUCAGAUCAAACAACUUGAGGAACAAGUUGCCAGGUUACAGACAGAGUGUGGUAACUACAAGAUGAUUGCGGAAGAGGCAUACAGACAGUUUGUACAGAUACAAGGGAAAAAUAUCUUGUCUCAAAGUCAAGAUGGCAGACUUAAAGACUGGCUGGAUCUCAUGGAAGAGCACAUGGAUAUGUCACAGUUGCAUGGAUCUGUUGAGAUAAAGUGUAAAGUUCCUCAAAAGUUGAACAAGGAAGAGUGGGAAAGUCAAACAGUUAAAGAUCUACAGAAAGAGUUGAAGAAGGCAAAAGAAGAUUUGAAGAGUGAUGAAGAUAUAUUUGCUGAGAAAGCAAGGGAAGUAACUGCAUUGAAAGCUAGACUUGAAGAAAUGGAGUCUAUGUUAGAAGAGAGGGAGAAGAUGAUGUCCGGGAACGAUGAAAAGUUACAGCAACAGGAACAGCAGCUUAUAGAACAAAAUAUGAAGAUAGAAGAACUGCAGAAAGCUCUAAAGGAAUCUGCUCUUACAACAAGAACAGUAGAUACACAAUUUACACAGGUAACAUUGAUAGGUGACAGCACAAACCUGAGUGAAGGUCAGGUGACAGCCAGUGCUCCUGUCACAUCACGUCAGCCAAGACCUAAGUCUGUUCCAAUACAUUUACAUAAACACGCUGAUAUGCGAUAUUCACAGUUACGGCCACCAUCACGCAAUAUUAAGACAAGUCCAGCGUUGUUUACACUUGAACGAGUGAUGAAGAGUUUUCGUGCUCGCAGUCAGUUGCUAGUGUCGAGACUCGAGGACGGGGAUGAAGUUUUACAUCUAGACUUUAGUGAUGGAGAAGAUAAUACUCAGAAUGUGGACAGUGAUGGUGAUGAAAUGAGAAGAUUGCUUCCUGCAAAGAAUGAUAAUAGAAAACAUUGUCAUUUUAAAGUGAACAAAACUGUUUUAAAUUUCCUUGUAGAAAGUGAAGGUGACCUUGAUAUACCUACAGACAGGAUAGAGGUGGGACGAUCUCAAGAAGUACAGAAGAAAAUUAAACAAGCACAACUCAAGAUGCUUGAAUCCAACAAGAAAAUUAGGGAUCUAGCUAUAAAUAUAAAAUUGAAAGAACAACUGAUCAGAGAGUUGGUGAAAACUGGUAAAGAUGCUGAGCAAAUGAAUAAGCACUAUGCUGGGAAAGUUGCUGCACUUGAAAAGGAGAAAGAAGUGGUCAAACAGGAAUUAUCAGAGACUCAGAAAAUGUUGGCUGGUAUUGAGGCAAAGGAACAUCAAGAAACUGUAGAGAAAGAGAAAUUAUUGAGUGAGUACAAGAAGAAAGUAGAAGCUGCAAAGGCCAAGAUGACUGUCUUACAGAGAAAACAGAAAGAAACAGAGAAAGUGGCCAAUAUGUCCAAUCAAAAUGAUAAAAAAAUAUCAGAUUUGGAGUUAGCUGUAGACAGAAUGAAACAACAACAGGAAAACUUACAGAAACGUCUGAAGGAUGAGUCAGAUAGAAAAGUAAAACUUGAGAGAGAGAUGCAGAAAGAAUUACAGAGGGUGACAGAAUUAGAAAUUAAAAAUGAACAGCAACAGAAAUUAUUGAGACGUAAAAAUGAGGAGAUCGCCUCUGCUAAAAGAAGAUUGAGAAAUGGCAGCGGAAGUGUGCUGCCUCCAAUAAAUGGGGACGAGCAAGAUAAAAUUGAAGAGCAGAAGAAAUGGCUCGACUCGGAGAUUGAGAAAAUGGUACAACAACGACAAGAAGUAGAACACUUACAUGAGGAGUUAAGAAAGAGGGAAGAAAUGAUAGCUAAGAAAGAAGCCUUGUUGUCAGAAAGGAGUGAGUUAGAGAUGAAAAAACUCCGAUCUAGUCAAGUUGUUAAUAAGAGUUUGUUGUCAGUAUCAAGUAAGUUAGAUAUGGUGGAAAGGAAAUUAGAGGAGAAGUCAAGAGAACUUUCACAGACACCAGAUCUCCGUGGAGAAUCACUGAAGGAAGAUAUAGAAAAAUUACACCACACGAGAGAUAAACUUCAGAAACAGAGAUCGUUGUUAGAUGAGAAAUUACACGGUGGUAGUUUAUUGUCAGGAAGUGAGGAGAGAAGAUUAAUAGAAUUAGAUGAAGGUAUUGAGGCAUUAGAUGCUGCCAUAGAAUAUAGAUCUGACACUAUACGCAGUAAACAACUAGAGGUGCGACAUUCUCAGGCACUGGCUCAGAGUGAAGAUAAUUUUGUCAACAGAAUGAAUUCGUUGUCACCACAAGAUCUUAAAACACUUCUUGCCAAAUAUUUUGAGAAGGUUGUCAACCUAAGAGAACAAGAAAGGAAAUACAGUUUACAGUCUAGUGAAAUGGAGGUAAAGCUAGAUGAGCAGGAGAGGUUGAUACGAGAGUUAGAGAGUACAAUACAGAGAUCUGCUGUAGAGAUAGAUCGUAAACUCAUGUCACAACAGAAAGAAUACGAGCAGAAAAUACAGUUAUUGAUGCAUCAACUGAUGGAGAAUGGAAGCAACUCGAGCAAUAAUGUUAUCAAUGGGCAUGAUCCAAUGAUUGAACAGAGGGUAACUCAGCUGGAGAAAGAUUUAUAUUAUUAUAAGAAAACAAGUAGAGAAUUAAAGAAGAGGCUCAGAGAGUAUGUUUCCAGUGGUACUAUACCUGCUCAAGAGAUGGAUUUACGAGCUUCUGUACAGAGUAACAUGGAUGUUGGAGAUAGUCAAAAUAAUCACCACGGAAACAGUCAUUCACAGAAUAGAGAGUCACAUUCUGCAAGAUCUCGUGAUAACCGGAUAACUGUAGAUAGGUUACACGAAGAUGUUAAUAGAUUGACGAGAUCGAAGGAAGAUGGGUACCGGCCAAGUUCUGGUAAAGCAGGGCACCAUCUUCCAUCCAACAUAACACCGGUGAAGAUUUCACGGAAAGAUCUGAGACUCAUGUCGGAGGAAGAGAUUAAGAUGAGAAAAUCUAAUUUAAAAGAUAGCCAUGCAGAACAGCAGACUCCACAUGAUUCCUUAGACCCUGGAGGGAAGAACCCAUGGGGCUGAGAGUACAGUAUUGUGUAACAUAGUGACUAAUCAGGGUGUAAUAUUUAUUAUAUACAUAGAGUUUUCACUUGCUCUUUUAUGUGGAUUUUAUUAUAUAGAGAGGCUAGUCCUUAAAACUGAUCAGAGAGAAGAUACAUUCCAGGUUUAUGUGAAUUGUAAUUGUUGAUGUUUGUCUAUUCUUGUUGCUGAAUAUAAUGUUCAUCACAGUGCAGUAAAGAGUUCAUUCCUGGUAAAUUCAAAAGGAGUUAAGCUGUUACUGCUCUCAGUUAACAGUAUAUUGUCUUGGUUGUUGAGGUCGACACACCAUCAUAUUGGCAAUAACACCACCGACUAUGGUUGUGGACGGUAGUUCUAGGUGAUAUAGGUAUCGCCAUAAGAUGUAUUUGGUAUAAUCAGUAGUGUAGAAGUGGUGGAAUUUCAGUUUCGAGAAAGUGUCCAUUACCAUGAUUUGAUAUAUAAGAAAUUUGUAAAAAAAAAAUUUUGCAAAAUCUUUGACCACUAUUUAGAUGUAUGAAACAACCUGUUUUUUUUUCUCUUUAAAACUCUUGACCACCAUACAAAUAUAUGAAGCAGCCUUUUUACAAGGGUAAAUUAAAUAAAUGAUUUUUUCUGAAGCGAAUAAAAGAAAUAUGCCAGUAAUAAAGAAUGUUAUCCUACAAGAGUAAAGAUAUGAUAUGAUAGUGUUCACUGCCACAGAAAGCAUUAAACCAAAAAGCCUACUGCAAAAAUCAUGCUCAUUACCAUAUCAUCUGUAAGAUACUCAUUUGUAACAUGAUAAACUUAAAGGGACUCCACUGAGGUUUUUUUUUUGAAUGAAUGGACCAAAAAUAUUUUUUUCAAGAUUUUUGUGGUCUGGAGAUAUAAAUCGUGUGCAAAAUUUCAUUUUCUCACUCUGCUUCCCAGAGAUAAUCGAUUUUAUGUCGCAAAUUGACCUCAAAAUGAAAAGCAUUGCCACACUUUUCACUAAAUCGACUUAAAGCCCGUAUAAAAAAAUUGAUAAUAAAUUUAGUACCAAGUACAUUUACAAAUUAUCUAUUACAUAGAUUUUCAUUUGAAGAGUACCAUUUAAAUAGUGAAAGUAUUUCAAAUUUUACGCUUUAAGGCUAUUAGACUUCAGUUGAGUUCCUAUAACCUAUUUUACUGCUGAAAUGUCAAAAUUGCCAUGAUCUUGAAAACCAUAAGGGGCCUGAUGUCCCAUUGUGUAAGUUUUGUCUGUGUUAAAAUGAUCUUUGUCAUACAUAUCAAUAUUCUAUUGUUGUGCUGAUAUCAUUGAAAUAUUGUAAUAUUUUUGUUGACUGUAUUCGGACAUUUUAUCAUGGAAGAAUUAUUUUUUUCCUGAAGAAAGUCAAAUUUUCUGUUAAACGAAUCUCUCCUUGUGACUGAAUUUUACUUUUGUCAUGUAAUAGAAUUGACAUGUAGAGAUAAAAUGAUUGUUUUCGCUAAAAAUUAGCAACUUCCCAUUGUUCUGUAAUGACAUUUAUUUUUCAAAUAUAACAUUACAUGUUUUACUUCCUUUGUAAAAAUUAAAGUAUUUUAAGCUCAACUAUUUAAAAUCUACUUAUUGUUGCAUUGACAUUAGCAAAAUGUGACAUUUCAAUAACAGUUGAACUUAUUGCCUGGAAAAAUGCACACCAGUCUUUAGGAUGUUACUUUCCAGGAAGCAUAACUGCUGCAGUGUUAUUUUACUAAAUUACUCCCCCUUCAUUAACUGCAUUGAUUUUGUUUAACUAUCAAGGUUUGAAAAUGUCCAAGGGUAUUGUCCAUUUAAUGAGUGGUAUUCUUUUACAAUUUACCUGUUCCUGCCAUAUAAAAAUUCAGUUCUUUUACUACUAUACAUGAAUUUAUCAUGUAUUUUUGAGAUUAAACAUCUAAGCCAGGUGUUUUCGUGUUAUCACUGCCUCUAAAAUUAAACGUUCCGCAGUUACAUAUAUCACAAAGUUUUAACAUUAUUUGAUGUACAUAUUCAAGUCUUAAUUAUGAUGAUAAUGUUGAUGAAACAAAGGGUUUCAUGGUAAAAAAAAGAAAACAACAAACGAUAACUGUCAUAAAAUGUGUAGGAAUCUCAAAAACCAUCCAUUCUUAAAACCGUCCCGUCUUACUGUGAUAUUUGUAUCUUAAUUUAUUUCUCUAUUUGAGUUUACGGUAAAUACAUAAAUAUAUAUAUAUAUAUAUAUAUGCAUGUCAGAAAAAUGUAUAUUCAGUGUAUAUUUUAUGGAAUAAUAGUCCUGUUUGAAUGUAUUGACGAUGUUAUAAGAAAUGUAUGUAAUAUGUGUAAUGAAGCUUGAUGUACAUAACCAUAUGGUCUUUAUUAAUAAUCAUGUUUUAACCCAUAACCUGCUGGAGCCAAAAGUGAUCAACCUUUGCCACCUGAGUAUAGAUCCAGGCCAGCCUGCACUUCCAUUUAGUCUGACCAGGCUCUAUACUGUUGGCUGAUUAACUUCAAAUUUUCAUCCUGAUAUCACCGAUAUUGAUGAUUGAUUGUUCCAAAAACGUAAGCUUGACAAGUCCAUUUUAGAGAUUCAGCAGGUUAAGGGUUAAGGUAUUGCUGUUUGCUCUCUGCUAUUUGUUAAGAAUCUAGAUAUUUUCUGAAGUAAUGUAGGUCUGCAAUUCUUCCUUUUAUAAGUUGUAAUCUAUAUUCAAACAGGACACGCAACUUCAUUUGUUUUUAAAAAGAUUUUCUUAGAUUUGUUUUAGAAAUGUAUGGAUCUAUGCCAUUUUUUCUUGCAAAAGAAAAUCAAACUUAAAUGAUUUUAAGCUUGUUAGGAUUAUUCGAAUUUGUUAAAGAAAUGUUAUUGUGUAAUUUCUGUUAUAGAUUUAUAUGGUAAUCUUGCAUAAUUUAGGGGGUAUAGGGGCUUUAAGAUUUAAUGGUAAAGGCCACUGAUUUCCAUUGGAUAAAGUAUCAAUGUUCUGGGAUCCAAUCUUAUUAGUUACCAGUCACAAUACAUUCAUAUCUGCAAAGUUAAUGGAAGUUCAUUUGUAUUUCUAUUCUAUUUCUAUUCUGGUGCCCACUAAUUAGUAUUCUUGAAGUAAUGCUCAAAGGGUGUAAUAUAAGGACAGUAUCCACUCCCAACAUUUUUAGCAGGACAUUUACCAUAUUACACAAUGGGUUUUGUUUUAAUAUUCAAUAAAAAGAACGUACAUGUAUAAGAAAGUCCAAAUUCUUAAUAGAAAAAAAUAAUUGUGUCACAAUCUUGAUGCAUUGACAAUAAUAAGUCUAUUUUUGACAAGAAAGAAUAAUACUGCCUUGUUCAGACUUUUUUCCACAAAUAAGUGCAAUUAAUAGUGGUAAACUUGAAGUUCAUUGUGAUUUUCUCUAUCUGUCUGUUUUAGUGCUACCAUUAUGUGUUCAUUAUCAUAUACUUGUUAACAUUUUAAUAUCAACACUUUAAAUGUAUACAUAUCACAUCACUCUUCAAGGAAUAUAAACCAGUGUAUACUUUGUGUUGUACAUGUAUUAUAAUACAAUAAUAGUGUGUCUGAAAUUUAAUUGAACACUCACAAAUGCAUCAGUCAUUUGUAACCCCAGCCCCUUUCCUCCGGGACAGUUUGGGUGUAAAUGAGCUUUGAUUUUGCAGAGUCAUAGGGAGGGUUGUUUAUAUACCAUUGGGGAGAGGGUGUUUAGUUGGGAUUUUUACCAUCUAACAGUCCCAGCAACUUGGAGUCUUUAAUGUCGGUUUGAUAAUGGAAAGGUCAAAGUCUGGGCUAUUCUUAGAUGUAAGGGACGAAGAUUACAACUGAUUGGUGCAUAAGUUACAGUGGUUUUAUCAUAUUUAGUCAUUUACUUUUAGAUUUUAUACAAAAAUCUAGCCAUCCAGGAAUUGUUUGAGCUUGAUAAAUAGCAAAUUUUGAAAUUCUCAAAAUUUAAUUUCUUACACUAAUAUUAAAUGCAGCUCUUUUUAACUGUUCUAAAUUAUUUUAUAUCACAGUUUAAGCAACUGUUCAGAAAUUUCAAACAAUAUAUUGACACAAAUUUAUCACCACUGACACUCCUUUUUGGUGGUGAUCUCAGUACAAGUUAAAUGAUUUAAAAACUUCAUGAGGUGUUAGAAGUGUAACUGUUACCAGACAGUUUCGAUAUAUACAUGUAUAUAUAGAUAAAAAAACUGGU
Ruditapes philippinarum (Manila clam) is the source of this 8290-nucleotide messenger RNA. RefSeq names its product kinesin-like protein KIF27. Gene Ontology annotation, biological process: microtubule-based movement; mitotic spindle organization. Bases 16 to 4182 code for a protein of 1388 amino acids. The record is from RefSeq and is a predicted model, not a curated record. Lineage: Eukaryota; Metazoa; Mollusca; Bivalvia; Venerida; Veneridae. Gene Ontology annotation, molecular function: microtubule binding; ATP binding; microtubule motor activity. The transcript has 37 exons.